Ilex paraguariensis (yerba mate) is the source of this 666-nucleotide messenger RNA. The record is from the annotation of a GenBank genome assembly. NCBI's taxonomy places the organism in Eukaryota, Viridiplantae, Streptophyta, Magnoliopsida, Aquifoliales, Aquifoliaceae.
CCUGUACCGAUUCUCUUCGAACUUGUCGAUUCGAAAAUUUGCAAAGGGAAUUAAUUUUCCUUUUAUAUAUUUCUCUUAUCUGUUUCCAUAUCUAUAUAUAAUAGUGGUGAAUAUGUUUCGAUUUGUGAAAGAGAAGAUCAGAAAACGCAGGCUUCUUUGAUUGUUUGGGGGGAAAAUUGACGGAAAGAGAAUUCUAUGGUUGUUGCUUUCCCUAUGGCCGACGGGCUUUCUGUGAUUCCAGCUUCCGUUGUGCGAAAUCUCUCCGAUAAGCUUUAUGAGAAGAGGAAAAAUGCUGCUCUCGAGGUUGAGAAUAUUGUGAAGCAACUGACGGUGGCCGGAGAUCAUGAUAAGAUUACGGCGGUGAUCAAUUUGCUAACUAACGAGUUCACGUUUUCACCGCAGGCCAAUCACCGGAAGGGAGGAUUGAUAGGAUUGGCUGCGGCUACCGUUGGGUUGACUUCAGAAGCAGCUCAGCAUCUUGAGCAAAUAGUACCACCAGUGCUAAAUUCUUUUUCUGACCUAGAUGGCAGAGUCCGCUAUUAUGCUUGUGAGGCUCUGUAUAACAUUGCAAAGGUUGUGCGAGGAGAUUUUAUCGUUUUCUUUAAUCAAAUCUUUGAUGCUCUCUGUAAGCUCUCAGCAGAUUCAGAUCCCAAUGUACAGAGUGCU